This is a messenger RNA of Pelobates fuscus (common spadefoot toad), 2238 nucleotides long. RefSeq names its product family with sequence similarity 76 member B (gene FAM76B). The transcript is spliced from 10 exons. Bases 336 to 1355 code for a protein of 339 amino acids. Gene Ontology annotation, cellular component: nuclear speck. NCBI's taxonomy places the organism in Eukaryota, Metazoa, Chordata, Amphibia, Anura, Pelobatidae. The record is from RefSeq and is a predicted model, not a curated record.
CUUUUUUUUCUCCUCUCCUUUUUUUUUAAACCAGCAAGAGAGUCCUGAGCAACAAGCAGCGUCAAACCUGCCUGGAAUAGCGUUACUUCAGCGUCAGCCCCUCCGACAGCUUCUCAGAGACACUCAGUCAGACACAGGGCGGCAGCGGGGCUACACUGACUGACACCGAACCGGACUCCCAGAACCCCCCGCGCCACCGGACUCCCAGAACCCCCCGCGAUCCCCCUCUAUCCCGGUUACCGGACUCCCAGAACCCCCCGGGAUCUCCCUCUAUCCCGGUUACCGGACUCCCAGGAUCCCUCUCUCUGCCCCGGUUCCCGGAGCUGCCGGCUGGGAUGGCCUCAGCUCUGUAUGCCUGCACCAAGUGUAACCAGCGGUACCCGUUCGAGGAGCUCUCCCAGGGCCAGCAGUUGUGCAAGGAAUGCAGAAUUGCUCACCCCAUUGUGAAAUGCACAUACUGCAGAUCAGAGUUUCAGCAAGAGAGUAAAACAAACACAAUUUGCAAGAAGUGUGCACAAAAUGUCAAGCAGUUUGGGACGCCAAAGCCGUGUCAAUACUGUAACAUCAUAGCAGCCUUUAUUGGGACAAAGUGUCAACGCUGCACCAACUCAGAGAAAAAAUAUGGGCCCCCUCAAACUUGUGAGCAAUGCAAGCAGCAGUGUGCUUUUGAUCGUAAGGAAGAAGGCAGAAGGAAGGUUGAUGGGAAGUUGCUGUGCUGGCUUUGCACGCUGUCCUACAAACGAGUACUUCAAAAGACUAAAGAGCAGCGGAAAAGUUUGGGCUCCUCCCAUUCCAAUUCUUCUUCCUCAUCUCUUACGGAAAAAGACCAGCCUCACUCCAAACAUCACCACCAUCAUCAUCACCACCAUCACCACAGACAUGGCAGCAGCCACCACAAACUAGGCAGUCUAAGUCCAGAACCAGAGCAGGGAAUUUGGAAACAAAGUCAUAAAUCAACAACCACAAUUCAGAAUGAAACUCCAAAGAAAAAACCUAAACUGGAAUCCAAGCCAUCCAAUGGAGACAGUAGCUCAAUCAAUCAGUCAGCCGACAGUGGAGGUACAGACAACUUUGUCCUCAUCAGCCAGCUGAAAGAGGAGGUGAUGUCUCUGAAGCGUAUGUUGCAGCAGAGGGAUCAGACCAUUCUAGAAAAGGAUAAAAAGCUAACAGAAUUGAAAGCUGAUUUCCAGUACCAAGAAUCUAAUUUGAGGACAAAAAUGAAUGGCAUGGAAAAAGCUCACAAAGAAUCUGUCGAGCAGUUACUGGGCAAAAACAGAGAACUAUUGAAACAAGUCGCCGCUCUAUCAAAGGGUAAAAAGUUUGAUAAAAGCGGCAGCAUACUGACCUCUCCUUGAGGAAAUGUUUCACAGGAAGGACACGGUGUAAUUCUGUGAAGCCCUUAAAAAUAUUAAGUAUGAAGGGAAUCUAUAGUAUCCUUAUAACUAUUUUUAUUUUGUUUGUAAUCGUAAUACUGGACUUUUUAACUGUUUAAACUCCUAUGACAAAAUCAACUUCAGCUGGCUUGAAGACACAAGUAUUUCAUUUCUGCAAGGGAAACUUAUCUCAGCAACUGUGUUCCUUUUUUUAAAAAAAAUACAAGGCAAUAAACAAAACAGGCAAACAUAAAUAUAUCGGCAGGUGUUCUUGUGUCAAUGACAAGUGUUUUUGUUUUUUUUAAUGAGCGUCUUACAUCUGUGCCGAAUGUAGUCUUGGUUUUAGCGGGUAGGUUUUUUUUUUCAGACCUUGAUGAUAUUUUUCCUUUGUGUUACAAUAUGGCAGGAUAAAUCUUGGUGCUUAACCUUGUCCAUGCUGGAGAGACAGACAUUGUGUUAAAAAUAAAUACAGUGUGGUUCCUUCCAGCAUUGGUGCGGUUAAAAAAAACAAAAACUACUGUGUAAAUAAAUCUAGAUUUCAGAUAUCUAUUGAGUAAUUUGUAGUUUCUUUAAUAUAAUAAUGGAAAUCCUAAUUUUAUCAUAAUUGUACAGUGCCUGCUAGGAUUAAAAAGGUAUGUUUUUGUAAGAUCUGUUUUAUCACUUGCAAGUGCCUUUGUUGUAAUUUUAAUUUGUAAAAGUUGUCAGCAUUGGGUGGUGUACAUAUUUUUUUUUUUUCUAUGUAUGUAUCAAAAACCUGUUUGUGUACAUAUACCUAAGAUGAGAAGAGUUUUUUAAAUCCAAGGUUAACAAUGCUCAUUGAUAAGGAACCCCUUAUCUGUAUUGAUAAAUCAUGGAGUCUCAGAUU